This is a messenger RNA of Python bivittatus (Burmese python), 1751 nucleotides long. Lineage: Eukaryota; Metazoa; Chordata; Lepidosauria; Squamata; Pythonidae. The record is from RefSeq and is a predicted model, not a curated record.
GGCCCCGGGGCCCAGCCCAGCCCAGCCGCCAGCAGCACCCUGAAGCGGUGGCGGUGCCACGUCCAGAGGUUCUUCUACCGCCUGUACGCCAGCAUGCGCAUCGAGGAGCUGUUUAGCAUCAUCCGAGAUUUCCCAGAGUCAAAGCCAGCAGUGGAAGACCUGAAAUAUUGCCUGGAAAGGACCAACCAGCGGCAGCAGCUCUUGAACUCCCUAAAAAGCGCCCUGGAAAUGCGGCUUCUCCAUCCAGGGGUGAACACCUCGGACAUCAUCACCCUCUACAUCUCUGCCAUCAAAGCUCUGCGGGAGCUGGACUCGUCCAUGGUGAUUCUGGAAGUGGCCUGUGAGCCCAUCCGGAAGUAUUUGCGGACCAGGGAGGACACCGUGCGGCAGAUUGUGGCAGGUCUGACGGGUGAUGCUGAAGGAUCCGCUGACCUGGCAAAUGAGCUCUCCAAAGCUGAUCCCGUAACGCUGGAGAAUGGCCCAGAGAGCGACGACGACGUCUCUGAACCCGAGGACUGGGUGCCUGAUCCGGUCGAUGCUGACCCGGGGAAGUCCAGCUCCAAGCGCCGCUCCUCAGACAUCAUUAGCCUGCUGGUGAGCAUCUACGGCAGCAAAGACCUCUUCAUCAACGAGUACCGCACUCUGCUGGCUGACCGGUUGCUGCACCAGUUCAACUACAGCGCCGAGAGGGAAAUCAGGAACGUGGAACUGCUGAAGUUGCGCUUCGGAGAAGCCCAGAUGCACUACUGCGAGGUCAUGUUAAAAGACAUGGCAGACUCUCGGCGCAUCAAUGCAAACAUUCGCGAUGAGGAGCAGAAGCUGCCCGAGGAGGAAAGGCCCCCCUUCAGCCUCGUGGCCAUCAUCCUCUCCAGUGAGUUUUGGCCCCCAUUGAAGGAGGAGAAGCUGGAGCUCCCGGGGCAGAUCAAGGAGGCCAUGGAGGCCUAUGCCAAGAAGUACGAAAAGCUAAAGGCCAUGCGGACCUUGAACUGGAAGCACCACCUGGGCUUGGUGAACCUGGAGGUGGAGCUGGCUGACCGCACGCUCUCCCUCUCGGUGUCGCCGGUGCACGCGGCUGUCAUCCUGCACUUCCAGAGCAAGGGCACUCGAACGUUGGAGGAGCUGAGCGAAGCGCUGAAGGUGCCAGCAGCCUCCCUGCGGCGCAAGAUGACCCUCUGGCUGCAGCAAGGGGUGCUGCGGGAGGAGCCCCCUGGGACAUUCACGGUGAUCGAAGAGGAGCUGAAGGACCAUGCAGAGAAGGUGGUGCUGAUUGAUAGCGACGAGGAGGGUGAUUCGGCGAUGGCCUCCCAGGCAGACCAGAAGGAGGAGGAGUUGCAGCUCUUCUGGACGUAUAUCCAGGCCAUGCUGACUAACCUGGAGAGCCUCUCCCUAGAACGCAUCCACAGCAUGCUUAAGAUCUUUGUGAUGACGGGCCCCAUGGUGACGGAGAUCGACAUCCAGGAACUGCAGGGUUUCCUCCAGAAGAAGGUCCGGGACCAGCAGCUCAGCUACUCCGGGGGCGUCUACCGCUUGCCCAAGAGCUGCAACUGAGGCAGGUUCCCCUGGGCUGCCCAACCCCUCAGGGCAGCGCGGGAUGGGAUGAUGUGUGGGGGGUUCUCUCUGACUCUGGUCUGCUGAGCUGUCUUUGCCUGGGUGCGCAUUGCUGCGAAGAGAGGGUGCGGUCACAGGGACCGCUGGACAAAGCGUUCAUUUUUAUUGAUUUCCUGGUUCAUAAUAAAGUGGCUUCUAUCUUA